UCCGCCCUUGUGACUCGUUGGCGUGGGUUUGACGGCCAUCUUUGUCAGCUGACCAGUCUGCCUCAGUUUGACUGGAGAGUCAGUUCAUGUUGCCUUUGUUCAUCCCCUGAGCGGACGCUAGUUUGACGAAGUUUGUAUAUGUGAAUGUGUGUCGAUAACAUCACGUCUCAUUUCUUCAAGUUUUUGUAGACAUUGUCGCAAAAAGAUUUUCCAAAAGGAUUUGUUUCCAGUGGUUUCAUGUGAACGACACGAUAGACCUUCACGAUAUUGAUUCAGGAGAUUGUUUCACCCUUCGUUGUGUAACACGUGUUUGGUACCCUCAGUGACUUUCUAUUUCGGUGGUUGAGCUAUACGGUAGAAAGACCUUCUGUGUGGUGUUCCUCGCUGUUUAUCCACAACUGAAGUCAUAGAAUCAUCUGCUGCUCACCAACAACGGACGUCACAGAACCUCGUGGUGUCAUCAAAGCCUCCAAGAUCAAGAACUCCGGGAGAGAGCACUAGAGUAUCUAGCACUGACAGCGACUGCUAAAUCCGAAUCGUACAAGCACAUCCCAAAAGUUUCACCAUGUCGCAAAACAUGACGACCUCACCGCUGAAGCAAAAUCACUUCAGAGUUCAACUGACGCCACCCGUACCAUGGAUCAAUCCUGCUGGCUGGUCAGCUCACUCCGUCCCCGUCCCUUCAUUCAGCGACAUUGGUCACCAGCUGGCCGAAAACAUGGCUCCAGAACCAGCAGACUGCCAGCCGUCAUGUAAAAGACGGAGAAUGGAAACUGAACCGUCACCCAAUGGUGCGGAGUCCAGUGUCAGCGGUUUCGGAUUACGCCCCUUAUCAAGUAGUCAGACGAGGAAUGUUGGUGACGUCAGUGGUGGUUAUGAUCACGUGUCCAAGAUGCCGAUGGAAACUCAGUUGUGGUUUCGCCUUCGUGAACAGGCGCUGAGAGAAAAGAGAGACAACUCGCUGCAUUAUGGGACGGUGGAGACCGGAACUGUGGACUGGGUGAAGGUCCAAGCUGUGUCUGCUCCAGUGUUUUCUCUGGUCAGCGCCUUCGUGGUCAACUUUCAGGAGGAAUUUUACACCGACAGAUUUUCCCUGGAAGAGCGAGUUGUUCUCAAGCACUUGUGUACCGAGUUCAAGAUCGAGACAACUGACCAGCUCUGUAACAACGACAGUGUGGUCACACUCAGGAAGACAAGUGAGACUCUUUUUCCCACUGAGCAAGUUUUCCAACGCGUUUUGAUGACCCUCCAACAAUCACAAACAAGGGUCGGGCUUGGACAAAGCUUCUGACAACUGAACGAUGACCGAAACCUGGGAACUUGGCCUUCAGUUCGAGAGAACCAACAGACAGAUUAUAAAUAGUUUAUUGUCCAACCAACAAGAGCGCAAUUGCUACAUCAUAAGGGUGCACUUGAGCACUGGUAAACUGCAGGGCCUGCCUUUGAAAUAACUUAUUUGUAUCUGAAAAACUGUUAGAUUUUUCGUCAUAAAAAAGACGAAUGUUUAUAGAGACUGGUUUCACUUCCAAACUAUUUACUGCUUAAAAUGAAAAAAAAAAUGUUAAGGCAUGUUUAAGGUAUUCAGUUUAAAACUACAUUUUUUUUCAACCAUCUCAUGGAAAACCAGUUAAUGUACGUGGUACCUUUGUCAUUCCCUGAGUACUUUCAGCCUUCUUCCUUUCAACAGUACCGACAGUAAUCGGUGUGGAGACAGAGACAAUUUUCCUACAGCAGGUUUUGUCAGACAUCUGCUUAUUAUUGUAUAUCAUUUCACUCUAGUAUUAUCAUGCAUUAGUGAUCUUAAGCCCUUUGUAUUUCUUUUUAAAAAUUUGAUUAUCAUACUCUGGAUAAAAUUAAGAAAUCCAGAAUAUGCAUUUCAAACGUAUAUUUUAUAAAAAGAAAAUAGUGUUUAGAAAGUAAUAACAACUUAAUUGUAUAAACCCUUCACAACCCCCUUCCCCCAAAAAGCAAAAAAAAAACAAAACAAGCAACUAAACAAAAACAAGUAUUAUUUCACUUUUGUGGGUCUUUUUAAGUUGUUUUUUUUUUUACUGAAUUUACUUGCGAAAUACCAAUUUUGAGGCUUUGCUAUAACAGACAGGUGACUUUGAGCACUUUGUAAUUAUUCAAAAACAAUGCCAUGAAAUACUCUUGUUGUACAGAUUAAAAUGUCCGAAAAAAUACGAAUUUAAAGCAUUUUGUUCUAACAAAUG
Messenger RNA from Aplysia californica (California sea hare), 2213 nucleotides. RefSeq lists its product as uncharacterized. The record is from RefSeq and is a predicted model, not a curated record. Lineage: Eukaryota; Metazoa; Mollusca; Gastropoda; Aplysiida; Aplysiidae. The transcript has 5 exons. The coding region runs from base 566 to 1291 and encodes 241 amino acids.